Messenger RNA from Podarcis lilfordi (Lilford's wall lizard), 40777 nucleotides. Lineage: Eukaryota; Metazoa; Chordata; Lepidosauria; Squamata; Lacertidae. The record is from the annotation of a GenBank genome assembly.
CGGACGGCUCCCGAGGAGGAGUCCCCAGCCCGGGCAGGAGCUCUCAGCCCCUCCUCGCAACAGGGCCGGGCAAGGCGCCUGCCCCCAUCGCCUGCCCCAUGCAAAGCCCCGGGAGGGACCGGCCGAGGCUGCUGCUUCCGAGGAGACCCGACGAGGAUGGGCAAAGCGGAGAUUGCAAUGGUAGGGAGGCGAGGCAGGGAGGUCGGGGGUGCAAGGGGUGGGGGGCGCGCAGAUGUACAAAAUAGACCGGCUUGCUCCUGGAAGAAGAGGGGAUUUCGUAAAGGGCACCUUUUCCCACGCCUGCGCUUCACCUGCAGAAUUUCCUCUUUCCCCCCAGCUCUUGAACCCAAGCCCCGCUGCAUUCUCCUCCUUCCACUGCUCUCCAGAUAGAUACUCCCCCCUCUUAUCACGCUUUAAUCGUCGGGGGUUAAAGGCUGCCUGAAAAGCAGCCGAUCCGCAAGGCAGUUAAGCCGCCGCUUAAGGGAGCCCAGGGCGCGUGCCCGCGGGUCUUCGGGUGCCGCGCCGCGUUGGAGCUGAUCCUGAACGGGGCUUUGCAGCGGAGGGAAGCCUCCAGGGCUGCAACCUGAGACGGGAGGGGUUGCAAGACCCUAUGCCCAUUGAAGUCAACGCGGCUUUGCACAAAUCUAGGACUGCUGCUCUGGAAGCCACAGCAAAGGCUGGUACCCUCUCGCCAUCUUCCCCCCAAUGCCAACUGCAGAGAAAGUGUUGCACGGCGCAGCUGUGGCUUAGGAUGGGAGGGAGGGCUGGCUUUUAUGUAGGGUUGUGGUGAGGUUCGGAUAUUGAAAGCGUCUCUCAAUGAGAAACAGGAAAGUGCAGAGCAUAAACUGAAAAGCAAAAGAACUAACUCCAGAGGCCAAGCUUCUAAUCCUUUGCUCUCAAAUUCUUUUAAUUCACACACACAGCCCUGCUUCUCAGGAUGCUUCUCACGAAAUGCAGGAUCCGCAUCCAGACACCCCCCCCCCCUUCAUAACACCUUAUCUUCACUGGAGAUAGGCCAGACCCGUGUAUCUUUAAAUAAUGCAGAAUAGGAAAGAGAUAUACAAAGAGGGAAACAAUAUCACCGCAUGUUUAAAAAGAGGGACGCAUUUUGGGACUUUGCAGAUGGAUUUCUAAAUAUCCUAACAUUUAUAAUAUGAAUUUCUGGUACGGUAUUUGAAUUCAUAAUUUUUAUAAUACAGUGGUACCUCAUACGCUUCAGGUUACUUAUGCUUCAGGUUACAGACUCCGCUAACCCAGAAAUAUUACCUCGGGUUAAGUACUUUGCUUCAGGAUGAGAACAGAAAUCAUGCUCCGGCGGCACCGCAGCAGCGGGAGGCCCCAUUAGCUAAAGUGGUGCUUCAGGUUAAGAACAGUUUCAGGUUAAGUACGGACCUCCGGAACGAAUUAAGUACUUAACCUGAGGUACCACUGUAUUUGACAACAAGAUCCAAAGUGUGUGCACGUACACACAGAGAGAGUUCAUAUUGUGGCUUUGCAAAAUGCUUAAAGUUAGUUGGCAAUCAUGUACUUUGUGCAUCAAUAAUAUUGCUAUUAUUCACUGAUUUUGAUAUAUUUAUUAUUUUCCUAGUUCAACUCUUAAAGUUAGUUGGCAAUCUUGCAUUUUGUGCAUCAGUAAUGUUGCUGUUAGUCACUGAUUUUGAUAUAUUUUUUAUUUUCCUAGUUCAACUCUCUCAGUUAGAAAUGAUGUUUCCAAGUAAUGCAGAGCCACAGUUUUUAGGGGUGGGGAGAGAUAAUGGGUGUGUGUGUGUGUGUGUGUGUGUGUUUAAAGAGAGAGAUGCCCCUUUUUCGCUUCUGUGCCCCUUCUAGUGAGAGCUGGCGGAGGCCACUUGUGCUGCCUUUGCCUUCAGCCACUGGUACCUGGCACAGAGCAGUGCAGAUGGUUGUGGUGUUACAUUUCCACCUCUUGCAGGACCGGUCUGGCAGCUCCGCUGAGCAGGAAAUGUCAAGGAAGGUCACAGGAACGAAGCUGGAGCAACUGGAUGGGGUGCAGAGACCAAGCGGGAGGAAUUCCUGUCCCCAGGCAGGGCUACUUUCAUCCUUUAGCGCAGUCACGUCCAACUCCCAGGAGACUGCAGAACUGGCAGUGAUCUGCCCAGAGUUGCCGAGCUUUUUUUAGGGAGCCAAAGUUGUUGAAAUUUAUCAGGGGGUCCAAGGAUCGACCAGGGACAUCCCUACUGGACUGCCUCUCCUGGUAUGCCCCACAGAGGACCUUAAGGUCCACAAAUAACAACGCUUUGGAGGUCCCAAGCCGCAAGGUGGUUAGAUUGGUCUCAACUAGGGCCAGGGCCUUUUCAGUACUGGCCCCGACUUGGUGGAACGCUCUGUCACAAGAGACUAGGGCCCUGUGGGACUUGACAUCCUUUCGCAGGGCCUGCAAGACAGAGCUGUUCCACCUGGCCUUUGGUUUGGACUCAGUCUGACCCUUAUGUUUCCUCCCAUUAAGGUUUUGAUUUAUGGGCUACUAUUAAAAUGAGGCUGCAUUUUAAAUUGUAUUUUAACCUGUAUUUUAAUAAACUGGUUUUUGUUUGUUUGUUUGUUUGUUCUCCCCCAUUAUGUUUUAUUGUAAUUUUAUUGGUGUUAGCCACCCUGAGCCCAGCUCUGGCUGGGGAGGGUGGAGUAUAAAUAAAUUGUUGUUGUUGUUGUUGUUAUGUUGUUGUGAUCAACCUGUUUUAGUGGGUCUCCCCCAUCUCACCUUACCUGGAUAGGAGGGGGUUCAGCUUGGUGGCCGGGCGUGGAACUCCUCGAUUCCACUCUGAGUCCAGAUAUCAUCACUCCAGGAGAGGAAGGAAGGAACAGUCUGGUCCGUCCUACACCCAAAUCAAAGAGUAUUUUUCUCCUGUGUACAGACAACAUUGGUAGCAUGACCGCAGUUGCAUUCUUCUUCCCUGUGUGCUUUUCUAAGCAGCAGCAACCAUUGGUGAAGCGUCUCCUGACAGGCAGAGUGGGAAAAGCUGCUAUGUCAGGUUGCUGUUAAACAAAGCAAAACAAAAGCACAAGAGCAGGGACAGAAAAAGAGGCCGCCCCAUAGGUACAAAUUCAGGGAGUGAAUCUUAGGAGCAAGCCCAGUGCUGGAUUUAUGUAUAAGCUAAACAAGCUGUAGCUUAGGGUCCCACUCUCUUGGGGUCCCCCAAAAAAUUAAAGGGGAAAAAACCUGGAUGUACAUUUCCAAAAUAUAAGAUAAGAAACAAAUAAAAUAAAACCUACAUACAGCAACAGUGUUUUGUGUUGUGUAGGCUCCUAUGAUGUAAGUAAUGGGCCCCGCCUGCUAGCCUGCUCCCUAAAAUGUCACUGGUUUGCUCACAUCUAUAUACAGUGGUACCUUGGUUCUCAAACUUAAUCUGUUCCAGAAGUCUGUUCCCAAACCAAAGUGUUCCAAAACCAAGGUGUGCUUUCUUAUAGAAAGUAAUGCAAAACAGAUUAAUCAGUUCCAAAACAACCCCUAAAACUUUGUAUUUCAGUAUUACUAUACUAUACUAUACUAUACUAUACUAUACUAUACUAUACUAUUAAUUGUAUACUAUACUAAUUAUUAAUUGUAUUUCAGUUCAACAGUUCAACAAUUACUUUGAUAUAAUACAUAUUUUGUUAUGUGCAAAUGGCUUUAGAUACCUAUUAGGUCCAUAAAUUACCAUAUAGCAUAUAUUCAACACAAUAAAACAGCAACAAUUUGUUGUUGACAAAGGACAGCUGGACAUAUAAAGGGCCCCAUUACCUUCAGUAGCUGAGGGGCUCAUCAAACCUAAAUCCGGCACUGCUGGAGCCCAUUGAGCACAAUUCAGUGGAUGGUUUUCCCCUGGAAACCCCAUUGAAGUGGAGUGGAAGAGCACAGCCCUGCAGAGUCUUAAAAAUAUUCAGAUAUUUUGGCAAAUCAAUAAAAAGUGUAAUCAGACACUUAUAAAAUUGUAACCAUGUUUGCUACUUUUAUUAAAGAAGUGGAUUCUGAAGUUCUGUAGACUGGGGACUGUUUUGAAGCCAACUGACAUUUCCCCCCAAACUCUUAAGAUACUCAAGCAAAAAAAUAAAUUCCAAACCCAAAGGGCUAUUGUUUAAGACAAUAUUAACAUAUAAUUGGUUUCCUGUACUCUAGCUGAGACUAUUAAUAAAAAUAAUCAAUCAUUAAAAAAUCAAACUGAACCGAAUUUGGAGAAGAACUUCUCUCUCAGCUCAAAUUUGCAUGCAACACCCCACCCCAGCCAGCCCAAAUUUGUGCAAUAUUGAUUGAAACAUUUUCCCCUCGGUAUUGUUAAGAUAUUCUAAGAGAGUAAGCUGCAAUCCUAAACACACUUAUUAGGGAGUAUAUCCCAAAGUACCAGUAAUUGUGAAUGGAACUGGGCUGGAAAAGAACUAAAUGUAACUUAGCAUUAUUAUCUUCAAAUCAAUUAACGAGAGCUGAGAUUUAUUUUUCAAAUGCUUCAAAUUUGAAAGUGCUAAAAAUGAAGCUGUGGUUAUGAAUUUAAGUGAUUUUUGAAAUUUAUCUGAAAUUGCCUUUCAGCUCUAGUUUCUUCCCUAGCUGCAGUCUGGGCAUAUUUCAAAGGAGGGGAGAAAAUGUGUAGCUUUGAAAUAGUGAUGGCACCAAAAAGAUAAGAUAGAAUAAAAUUGAGGGGUUGGCAGCACACAGAAAGAGCAAAGAGCAGCGAGGAGAGGGCAGUAAAUAUAUGAAAAGUGCCUUUGCUCCAAGGGGCCAGCAAUAGGUGGACAGAUGGGGGCAGGCUACUCAGAUGGGGGUUCCCCCUCCUCACUUCCUCUGAUACCACCUGUGCUAUUAAGGGGGAUCAUAAGCAGGUAAAAAAAAAAGACCCAACAGAUUUCAUAUGGCAUAAACUUUUGCGGACUAGAAUCCAUUCCAUCAGAUGCAUAUAGUGUCAUACUUAGAAAGUGUAUACAGUGGUACCUCGGGUUACAGACGCUUCAGGUUACAGACUCUGCUAACCCAGAAAUAGUACCUCGGGUUAAGAACUUUGCUUCAGGAUGAGAACAGAAAUUGUGCUCCGGCAAAGCGGCAGCAGCAGGAGGCCCCAUUAGCUAAAGUGGUACCUCAGGUUAAGAACAGACCUCCGGAACGAAUUAAGUUCUUAACCCAAUGUACCACUGUAUUCACAUGGGCGCAGAGGGGGAAAUGGAAAGCUUACAAUGGGGCUAAAUGAUCGAGAAACGCCAAAAGCACAGUGUGCAACGAUUCAGUUGCAGCUUAAAAUGUAUGCAAAACAAGCAAGUGCCCAUUCACAACAGCAGUAACCCGUGAUGACAACACAAGCUUCUUAGCAGCGUUAAAUCAGGGCCAGACUAAAAGUGACUUGCAUUGUGUAGCUGGUCUUUGUUUUGCAAAUAGGUAGCAUGAGGUGGGGGCCCCCAGCCAGAAUAGCAGCUCCCUGCAGCUACACUGUGUGUGGUUGGUUUUAGGCCAGGGGUCGGCAAGGUUUACUUCGCCUGGGUCAUCCUUCGGGGGCUGGAUUGUGCAUGCACAUAAGCUCCCGUGCCCACAAUUUCCAGUGUGUGCAUCUGCACAGACGCGAUUUCCAGUGCUGUGGAAGCGAGUCCCCAUGCCGCGCUGCGCCGGUUUAGUGCAGCGAGUGGGAACUCACCAAGCAGGCAGCUGAGUUCGGGGAUGGCUCGUGGGCCAGUUAAACGACCCCCAGGGGCCGAUUGUGGCCCACGGGCCUUAGGUUGCCUACCCCUGGUUUAGGCUGGCCUUUGAUGCUGAGGGUUAAGUUGGGAAAGGACGAGUAAUAAAGGUGAAGGAGAUGAAGCCUUCUUCUCUUUGACUGACCGUUGAAUGUCGGUCAAUUAAUAACGGCCUUGAGUCCGCAAGCUCCAUCCGUGGCACCAGCAGCCUACGGAAAGGUGAAAACAUUGCAGAAACCCAGACAGUGCCAUCUAUCUGAGCCACCAAGUAUGAUGCCUGAAUCACUGUGAUAAACAAUAAUGGCCAUACUUGCUUGCAGAACACUAAAUAGGAAACAGGACAGAGAUUUGCCCCUCGUCCAUGCAUAAGCCUCUUUUCUCACCCCCAGAAAUCUCCUGUGCAGCUGUGCCUUGAGCCUUUUCCUUCGUUUUGGAGAUGGAAAAGCAAACCUGCCAGUCUUCCUUCUCUGAUAGUUUUACUCCAUUCCCUUGCGUACUUCGCACAAGUUUAUUUGUUACUUUAUUAUUAUUAUUAUUAUUAUUAUUUUUAAAGAUAUUUAUUGAGAUUUUCCGAAUAUUACAAAAAAUAAAAGAAAAAAAAUAAAAUAGAGGCAGAAGAGAAUACAAAGAAUAAAAAUAGUUUUAAGAAAAAAUUCCAAAUGAGAAAAAAAAAAUGACAGGAAAAAAGAAAAAAAGAAGAAUGCAAAAAUCACAAAACUUUAAAAACAUUUAAAAACAAAUUCAUUAUUUUCAAAUCCUUAACUGUCAUUACCUUCUUUCUUAGACCUCCUCCUCCUCCCUUUCUUUGUAUCCUAGUUAUUAAUUAUCCCAGCAAAUCUUUGACCUUAUCUUUCUAUAAUAAAAUAAACCUUAACACUUAAAACUUAAAUCUUAUCCUUGCCAACUUCUCAUGAUCAUAAUAUUCUUUCAUAAUUCUUUAAACAUCUUUGCUAAAGCCAAGUAUUUUCAUUCCAACAUUUUCCUAUCAUUCAUCAAUUUUAUAAAACAGUUCUAAUAGUAGAAAAGAGAGGUAUAAACAGAUCCAAUCUUCAUCCAGCAUCCCUUCCUCCUGGUUCCUGGUUUUGUCAGUCCUUAUUCCCGUCAGUCUAGCCCAUUAACCUGGCAACCUUAUGUCCGAGGCCCUCGGGUCUCUUCCAUGACCCUUCCGCGGCUCUUCUUCAUAUUUGUAACUGUAUUUUCCCUUGUCUCUUGCUCGUGGUAACUCCAGCUUGACAAUGUUUUUAAUCCUUCUCAACAGAUCAGCCCCUUUUCCAUGUUCAACAAUGAAUUCCAUGUAGUAUUUAAAAGCAUGUUUCAAAGGCCCUCCAAAAUUAAGAGCCCCCACAGUCCCAAAUAUCUCACGGCCCGUUGCCAUAUUUGAAAAGUCCAAACAUCCCAGCAUAGGGGGGGUCAAUCCAGCCCCCCAUUUCCAAACCGAGCCAAACUUUUCCUUUCCAGAUAUGGCUUUUUCCAAGUUCAUUUGUCAAAUCCAAAAAAAUCAUAUUCCUGUUGGACCUGUUCUGUCAAAACACACUCCUGAUUUAAUGUCAAAAACUCCUGUUCUGUCAAGACACACUCCUGAUUUAAAUCCUGAGUGGGCUCCACAUAUUUUCCCACUGUCUGUUCAAAGUUUCCCACUGCCUGUUCAAAAUUUCUAGUCGAAGUCGCCAUCCAAUUCACCUUCUCGUGUAAUUGUUCCAGUAGAUCGUUUGUUUUAUAGAGAGCAUACAACAAGGCUUCUGAAUAGAUUGUCCCACAAGGUCAGAUACUUGUUCCCACGGUUGUAAUCUGUAACAGCUGUCGACUCCCUGGAGUUAGUUACAAUUUCACAGUUACAAUUUCACAGACUCCCCCUAGGGGGAAGACUUCUAUUUAUUCUUGCAACAAAAUUUCCUUUUUAAAGAUACUUUGCCCAUAUAUAAUCCUUUAAAAUGCGAAAGGGAACAGUGGAAUCACUAGGUUUCUCUUCUUUUAACCAUCUGUCAAAAACACUUGUCUUUGGUUAAUGAACUUCACACGUCAGUCCUGACAGUCCGCUCCAGGCUCAGGACGGAGGAAAGUUACUUCACUUUAAAGUCACUUUAAACAGUCCAAAAAGAUCCCUGCCUUCUCCUGAUGUCGAAGGGGGAUUCCACAACCUCAAAUGGUGAAAUCCAAUCUUUUAAAAGCGAUUUUCUGAGCUCUAGUUUAAGUUGCCUUUGCUUUAUUCUGUUUACAAAAGAACGGAAGGAUGACUUCCUGUUUAGACCUUCCCGUUCCGUACCAAAUUCAAGUAAAUUUUAAAAGUCCGAUUCUUUUCUACUCGCAAGUCCUUAUUUGAUGUCCAAUUGUUCAAAGUCUAAGUACUCACGGGUGCUUAUUUUAAAGUCCGAAUUGUCCCAGGAAAAAGGCAGCACUCUCCGGCAACAGCUAUGCGGCUUCGCUCCACGGAAAUAGCAGUUGACUCACAGCACCGCGCCACUUCCCCCUCUUCACUUCGGAGCCCGUUAGUGGGUUCCUUAGCGGGUUGGGGGGGGCGCUAAAGGUGCCCACCGAGUCCCAUGGUCACAGGCUUCAUCCGCCUGUGAUUUUUAAGUGGGUCCCCGCUUCACCGUAGCGGAGAAGACCCAUUUUCCGCGGAGCUAGUCCCUCCAGUUCAGAGGGAGUCCGCCAUUGCCGGUGGCGCCACCCCGGAAGUCUUGUUACUUAUUUAUUUUUAAAACGUAUACCCCAGCUUUCUAUAUUGGAUGUUCAAGGAAGCUCAUACUGACGAAACAACAUGACUGCCACACCAUACAACAAAAUAAGAUCAGGGCCAGCUCAAUAUAUUUUGCUGCCUGAGGCAAGAUGGCUCCUCCUGCAAUUCCAUGCACGGGAAUGUGACUAGACUGGCUGUUGAAUAGUACUUCAAUUCUGGCUGCCUUCAUCACACCUGGGGCUAGUUUAAGGGGUACAAGAACGACCACAUGGUACACACAGCUCCAGCAUCUCACUACUGCUCUCUGCUCCCCAACAUCUACCGCUGAAUGGGUGGAAGCCUCCCUUUACCUGACAAUAACAUUUUAUUGGCUCCCAACUCAACUCUUUCCAGCUCAGUUUAGAUCUUGCUCUACACGACUGGUCCCCAAUUAGCUAAGUACUGCAGACCCCCUGUUUUCUCAAGAGCCAAGUCCUGGACCCCCUACUUUUGAAAAUUUUGAUAUCUCUAUCGUAGCUUUUGAUAUGUGAAUGGUGCCACGCCCCCCCUCCCCAGGUGGGUUACACGGACCCCCUGGGUUCUGCAGACCACCAGUUGGGAACCCUUCUCUACACUGCCAUAUGCAUAUGGUUCCAAGAAGCCAAAAAGCUGUGUCUUACUUCUGCUUCUGUUUCUUUUCUACCUCUCCCCAGACACCCCUUCAGCUGUGGGGUGAAGAGGCAGAAGAUGGGGCCAUCUACAGCAUCAUCCUUCACCGAGUGAGGGCAGAGCCCAUCGCCAACAGAUCAUGUCAGCUGGUAUGUGGCAGCUUCCCUUAUAGGGAAUACCGGAUCCCUCAUUCUAUGCUAAACUGGCUUUUAUUAUUGGACAGCAGAGGGGACACAUGCACGGAAAGUCACGUCUGCCUCAUGCGUGCAAGCAUGACAAGGAGCUCUCUUCUCUUUCCUUUGCUCCACCUGGUACGCAGGCUAGACUGUCUCACCAAAGUGGUGCAUGCUCUAGUUAUCUCCCGUUUGGACUACUGCAAUGCACUCUACAUGGGGCUACCUUUGAAGGUGACCCGGAAACUACAAUUAAUCCAGAAUGCGGCAGCAAGACUGGUGACAGGGAGUGGCCGCCAAGACCACAUUGACCUACCAUUGACUCCCAGUACGUUUCUGAGCACAAUUCAAAGUGUUGGUGCUGACCUUUAAAGCGCUAAACUGCCUCAGCCCAGUAUACCCGAAGGAGCGUCUCCACCCUCAUCUUUCAGCCCGGAUACUGAGGUCCAGCUCCGAGGGCCUUCUGGAGUUCCUUCACUGCGAGAAGUGAGGUUACAGGGAACCAGGCAGAGGGCCUUCUCGGUAGUGGAACGCCCUCCCAUCAGAUGUCAAGGAAAUAAACUAAUAUUUGACUUUUAGAAGACAUCUGAAGGCAGCCCUGUUUAGGGAAGUUUUUAAUGUUUGAUGUGUUUUUAAUGUUGUGUUGGGAGCUGCCCAGAGUGGCUGGGAAAACCCAGCCAGAUGGGUGGGGUAUAAAUAACAAAUUAUUAUAAUUAUUAUUAUUGCAAAUUUGGGGACCCCAGGAUUUGUGGUAACCUUUUCAGUGAUGGGAAUCACUGGAAUCUCCUGUAUCAAAGGCAAGAGAACUCCACAACUAUCAGAUUUUCCAUGUUAACUAAUCUGAUUUUUCACAAAUAGGGUUUUUUUUUAACUGUGCAGUUCCCACUGAAGGCAGGUUGCAGCUCUACCCUGUGUAUUAGACAAUGAUAAGCACCUCUUCAAUAGGUGUCAGCUAUGUGAGUUUCUCCCACCUCAUCGUGCCUGUCCCUUUCCCAACAGGAUGUCUCCAGCACACCAGAGUGUCCCUUUGUACAGUACCGCACGUGCAAGAAGCGCCUGUUGCGGGCUGCUACGCUCCCCAGGCUGGUGGAGUGGCUGGUGUCUGCCGAUGUGGAGGGCGACCUUGGCUUCGUGCCCAGCUUCCUGGCCACCUACCGGGCCUUCGCCAACCCUGCGCAGGUGCUGGAUCUGCUGCUGCCACUGGGACCGGACAAGUGAGGCACAGGGGUAGGAGGUGGGUGGUUUGGGCAGGAGGAAAAUGCUGGACAAGGUGUGCUCCCGUUUCAGGAGCCCGGAGAAGGGCUGGUUCUUGAUUCUGGCAGUGCGGCGAAUUGGGGCGGGAAAAGCAAUUCUAACCUGGCAGGGUAUCAGAGUGAUGCCCACCUUGCUUUUCGCCCUGUAGACAUGUAUGUACAGGGCGAAUUUAUUUGUUUCAUGCAAUUAAGUGUUUUUUAGAAAGGGGAUAAAUAGACAUGUGGGUGCUGUACACAUUAUUUUCAUUGAAAUUCUACUCAAUAUUGAUCCAGAUCAGAACUCCCAACAUAUAGUUAGCAGAGUAAAAACUUAAACACGUUGCAGGAUUCCCAAAACAUAGACCAGAGGCAAUUAAUAUUUCAUCCAGCAGAGUUUUACUGCUACUGAAGGCAAAUGAGCAUAAUGGUCACAAAUCCAAUACAUUCAGGAUUGGCACUGUCCGUAAGAAAUCCAGUUGCAGCAGACUUGACUUACACUUACAAUAAUGAAAGUUAAGACUUAUUGUAAAAGUCUUAACCUUCACACUAAGCAUACUAUGUACGGAACACCACACCAGAAGGAAAAGAGAUAGAAAGAGAAAGUUAAACCCAGGCUCCUUCUGGCCUCACUAUUAUAGUCCGCAUGACCUUGACAGAAGAGAUAACGGGACCAGUUUAAGCCAGCUGUACUCAGCUUCUCUGAAGGAAUAACCCAAACAUCAGGAACCUUCUGCUUGUUUCUUUCACACAGAGAAGCUUCCAGAACCCUCUUGAAUUAAGUAGAAUAGGAAAGAUCUCUACACAUCAGAUCAAUACAUUCUGUAAUAAGAAAUGCAAACUGACAGAUAUAGGCAGUGCUUUCCCCCCUCAAAAAAUGUUUAGGGGCACUCUCAGUUGGACUAAAAAAACCCACCAUUUUAUAGUUCAAAUUGGGAAAAAUAAAGACAAAUAAAUGGACAAAAGUACAAAGAUUCACAAAAUGUUUAGGGGUAUGCAUACCCCUGCGUCCCCCCAGAAAAAAGCACUGGAUAUAGGAAGAAAAUACAGUGGAGCCUAGGUUGUCGAAUGUAAUCAGUUCUGGAAGAAUGUUCAACUUCCAAAACACUUGACAACUGAGGCACAAUGGGUGGUCGGGGAAUUCAACUGAAAAAAAUUGGGAAACGUGCCUUAGAAGCUGUUUGACUUCCGAGGCGUAUUCGAAAACUGAAGCAAUUACUUCUGGGUUUUCGGCGUUCGGGUUCCGAAACAUUUGGCUACUGAGAUGCUCGAAAACCGAGGUUCCACUGUACAGGGCAGUGACUGUUUUAGGUGCAUCCAAGAUGUGUGCAGCUGAGGACGCGGGCAUCGUUCCGAAUCCAGGAAUGACCCCCCAAAAGGGGGUAGAAGGGGGCAGGGGUGGAACAGGACGUUUGGGGACUUUUGCCAUGGUGUUUCAAAUAUAUGUGAUUUCACUUAAGCACAAGGUGCCUUGGAAUGUGGCCUCUGCGUAAAGAGGGAGUUGUCUGUAAUGAGAUGCCAGAUGGGCAGUGAAGCUUGGUGAAGUCCGAGCAGCACAAUCUGGCAGGACGCAUAAGGAGGGGCGCCCUCAGGAAGAAAUCCUGGUGAAGGCAGCAUGGAAUCAUCGACUCGUAGAGUUGGAAGGGACCCCUGGGGUCCUUUAGUCCAACCUCCUGCAGCGCAGGAAUCUCAUCUCAAGCAUCCAGGACAGAUGGCUAUCCAACCUCUGCUUAAGAAGAGUAGGUAGUCCAAGGUAGUCCGUUCUGCUGUUGAACAGCAGGCAGCUUAUCUGGGACAGGAGGGGUUAGGGCAGCCUUUCUCAACCUGUGGGUCCCCAGAUGUUUGGGAACUACAACUCCCAUCACCCCUAGCUAGCAAGGCCAGAGCUCAGGGAUGAUGGGAGUUGUAGUCCAACAACUUCUGGGGACCCACAGGUUGAGAACCACUGGGUUAGGGGCACCGGGAGGGGGGGAGAGAGAGGGGUCAGCAACCUUUUUCAGCCGUGGGCCGGUCCACCGUCCCUCAGGCCAUGUGGUGGACCAGACUAUAUUGGGGGGGAGGGGAAUGAAUGAAUUCUAUGCCCCACAAAUAACCCAGAGAUGCAUUUUAAAUAAAAGGACACAUUUUACUCAUGUAAAAACACACUAAUUCCUGGACUUUCCAUGCGCCGGAUUGAGAAGGCGAUUGGGCCGCAUCCGGCCCCCGGGCCUUAGGUUGCCUACCCUUGGAUAAGAGCCUAAGCAGUUUGUGAGUACAGUGGUACCUCGGGUUACAUACGCUUCAGGUUACAGACUCCACUAACCCAGAAAUAUUACCUUGGGUUAAGAACUUUGCUUCAGGAUGAGAACAGAAAUCGUGUUCCGGCGGCACAGCAGCAGCGGGAAGCCCCAUAAGCUAAAGUGGUGCUUCAGGUUAAGAACAGUUUCAGGUUAAGAACAGACCUCUGGAACGAAUUAAGUACUUAACCCGAGGUACCACUGUAUAUGUACAGUGAUACCUCAGGUUACAGACCCUUCAGGUUACAGACUCCGCUAACCCAGAAAUAGUACCUCGGGUUAAGAACUUUACCUCAGGAUGAGAACAGAAAUCGUCGACAGGGCAGGAGGCCCCAUUAGCUAAAGUGGUACCUCAGGUUAAGAACAGUUUCAGGUUAAGAACGGACCUCCGGAACGAAUUAAGUAGUUAACCCGAGGUAUCACUGUACGUGUGUUUGUGUAUGGUUGGUGCCUGACUCUGUUUCCGUUCCGGCUGCAGGGCAGUGCUGCGUGUAUUGGAACUCUGGCUGCAGCAUCAUCCUGGGGAUUUCUGGGAGCCCCCCCAGCAUCCCAACCUGCAGAGAACCUUGAGCUUCUUGCACCAAUCUGCUCGUGACUCCCCAGCGCUUGCUCUGGCAGAGGGGCUGUGGCAGUCCCACAAAGACAACGAGGAGGAGGAGCGCAGGAGGGCAGGUGCUGCUGAGGUAGAAGGUAAGGAUUUCUCCUGCCCUGGGGACAUGACGGCCCAGAGCAGACGGCCUCCGAAAGUUUGUGGCUCAAGUCUAGCCCCCGUCCCCACCCAUGACCUCAGCUCCUCAGCCACAUGCAAUUGUCCUCAGGGCCAUCCUAUUCAGCCUAUUAGAUGGCAUGUCUGCAUUAUAAUAAUAAUACAGUGGUGCCCCGCAAGACGAACGGCUCGCAAGACGGAAAAACCGCUAGACGAAAGGGUUUUCCGUUUUGAAGUUGCUUCGCAGGACGAAUUCCCCUAUGGGCUUGCUUCGCAAGACGAAAAUAUCUUGCGAGUCUUGAGAUUUUUUUUUCGCUUUUCCCCCCCUUUAUCUAAUCUGCUAAGCCUUUAAUAGCCUUUUAGCAGCUAAUCCCCUAAGCCUUUAAGCCUUUAAUAGCCGCUAAACCGCUAAUAGCGCUAAUAGCGCUAAUCCGUCAAUGGGCUUGCUUCGUAAGACGAAAAAACCGCUAGACGAAGACUCUCGUGGAACGGAUUAACUUCGUCUUGCGAGGCACCACUGUAAUAAUAAUAAUAUUAUAAUAAUAAUAAUAAUAAUUUAUUAUUUAUAUCCCGCCCAUUUGGCUGGGUUUCCCCAGGCACUCUGGGCGGCUCCCAACUGAAUAUUAAAAACACAGUACAGCAUUAAACAUUAAAAACGUCCCUAAACAAGGUUUGCUUCAGAUGUCUUUUGAAAGUCAGAUUUCCUUGACAUCUGGCGGGAGGGUGUUCCACAGGGCGGGUGCCACUACCGAGAAGGCCCUCUGCCUGGUUCCCUGUAACUUCACUUCUCGCAGUGAGGGAACUGCCAGAAGGCCCUCGGCGCUGGACCUCAGUGUCCGGGCUUCUUCAGGUAUACUGGGCCGAGGUCGUUUAGGUCAGCACCAACACUUUGAAUUGUGCUCGGAAACAUACUGGGAGCCAAUGCAGGUCUCUCAGGACCAGUGUUAUAUGGUCUCGGCGGCCGCCCCCAGUCACCAGUCUUGCUGCCACAUUAGCCAGCUAUCCUAUAUGCUGGAGCCCAUGACUAUUUGGUGUCCUCUUGGCAGCCUGUCUGUGGGUGUGUGGGUGUGCAUGCCAAAAGCAAAACCAUCUCAAAAGCAAAAUUAGCCCUGGGCUGCCUCUCACUGCAUGUUUCCACCCUGCAACACUCACUUGGUCCAAUUCAGCAUCAGGACCACCAUCUCCAGUUAUCUGAAAAUCUAAAUUCUAUGAUGGGGGAAAAGAAAAGAAAAGAAACCAAAUAGCAUUGAGACCUUUAAUGUGCUGUCACAAAACUGACUUUUCUAAGGGGAUCGUCUGCUCUCUCUCUUUUUCUCUCCAGAAGUCCAGUUUAGAUUAUUAAAUACAGUGGUACCUCAGGUUACAUACGCUCCAGGUUACAGACUCCACUAACCCAGAAAUAGUGCUUCAGGUUAAGAACUUUGCUUCAGGAUGAGAACAGAAAUUGUGCUCUGGCGGUGCAGCGGUGGCAGGAGGCCCCAUUAGCUAAAGUGGUGCUUCAGGUUAAGAACAGUUUCAGGUUAAGAACGGACCUCCGGAAUGAAUUAAGUACUUAACCCGAGGUACCACUGUAGAAAGCAAACAGACUUGGUCAACAGAUUCCACCAUGAGCUCUCAAAUCAAAGGUGUUGUAGGAACCAAUCCAAUCUUAUCACAUGUAUCAUUCCAGUUGGGUAAAGGCUGGUCUGUAUAGACCAAGAGCAAUCGUUGGGCGCACAGGUGACCUUUAACCUUUCUAACCUUUAAACUUACUUAGCUCAAGCUUCUUCCUCUGGUGAAAAUAGUGCCAUUAUCCACAUGGUGCAAAAUGAGGUAGUAUCAUUUUGAACGGUAUACUUCACACUGCAGGUAGGAAGGGUGUUGUCCUAUAUUUGAAUGCUUCCUCACAUAAAAAGCUCCCUGUAUAUAGCAAAUGAGAAUUGUGUCUCUGAUGUGCUAGUGUAUCACAUGCAGAGAGGUUAUUUUUACAUUGGGGAACAUUAAAAAAUACGGAUUUAGAAGGCGAUUGGGCCGGAUCCGGCCCCUGGGCCUUAGUUUGCCUACCCAUGCCUAAGAGAGACGCUCCAAAGAUUGUCAGUUUCCUUAGGACAGUUUGCUCCAUUGGGUUUUAUAUCUUCGGAACAACAGAAGAUGUUUUAUUGUGUUUUCAAUAUUUUGUUGAGAGUUGCCCAGAGUUGCUGGGGCAACGCAGUCAGAUGAGCAGCAUAUAAAUAAAAUAAUCAUAAUAAUAGUUAUUGCUGUUGUUGUCAGAAUUUUCUGCAUGUACUGGAUGAUGCCUCCCCUUGAUCAUGUGGUAUUUACGGUAUAGACUUUUUGGGGAGGGGAGGGAUGUUUCGUAAGCCACAUCAGAUUUUGCUGCAGGUUUUGAGAUCUGUCAGUGAUGCACUUUCUGGUACGGGUUUGAUUGUAGAAGCAAGUCAAGAAGUCACCUGGCAAGGGGAUGAUCUCUUUAGGGGCCCCGUGGGGCACCUAAGGCUCUCUUGCAAUUCUGGGACUCAGCGCUCAGAGGAUGCAAAGCUAGCACAUGAUCUGUGAGUUGUCCCUGAAUUCUGCAUAACGUUUUAGGAGAUCCUGGGGGAAUGCACAUUUCUUGGACUAGUGAAAGGACCUCCAUACACACAAGUGUGUGGUCCUCUUCUUCCUUCGUCAGGGUUGGGCUUGCGCACACUCAAUCAGGUGGCCCUUGUCUCACUGCCCGACAGGAGGGGAACCCACAGGGAUGGGGAUGCCACAGGUGAUCGGAGAAGCAGCUGGGACAGGUGACUGCGAGGAGACACCAGCCCUCCUGUCCUUCUCGGUGGAUGAAGUAGCUGAACAGCUGACCCUGAUGGAUGCGGUGAGUAAGAGGGGUCAGGGACGGCAAAAUGCUUUGGGAAGAAGAAAACAGCAUUAAUGGGGGGUGUGGUGUGGCUCUUGGGCUCUUAAAUGUUAUUUCCAGCCAGGGUGGAUUUGAUUUAAAUCAAAUCAAUUUAAAUCACUAGUCAUUAAGAGUUGAUUUAAAUCAUUUUUUUAUGGAAAGACUCAUUCUUGCUGGUACAGUCAUAUCUCGUUACGUCUGCUUCAUGUUACGUUCUUUCAAGUUACGUCCCGUGGUGACCCGGAAGUACCGGAAAGAGUUACUUCCAGGUUUUGCCGCAUGCGCAGAAGCACAAAAUAACGUCUUGCGCAUGCGCAGAAGCGGCAAAUCGCAACCUGUGCAUGCGCAGAUGCGCCGCUGCAGGUUGCGCUCUUUUCAUGUUGCGAAUGGGCCUCCAGAAUGGAUCCUGUUCGCAACCAGAGGUACCACUGUAUAAUUUUAAUAUUUACAACCAGAUGAAGGUUUCAUUUUUUGAAUAAUAAUUUUUCAGAGUACGGUACUUUUCACAGUUAUAUCAAAAAUUACUGAUUUGGUUAUACUAUUAAAAUACAUAGACAGAUGCAUUUGAAAUUAUUGUGAGGUUUAGUAAGUUAACUGUUUAUAUUUGGACAACUUUUCUGCUGUAUUUUAUUGGAAGGAGAAAUAUAAUCAUUUCCUUAAUAACAAUUCGAACAAUUUACGUAUUUAACUUAAACAAUAACAUUAUAGCAUAAGUAUCCAUGUUUGUUAACUGAUGUGGUUAAACAAUUAAAAAAAACUUAGACUGAGUUUUAGCACGCAUGAAAAACUUAAAACAAAUCCUUAUUUCCUGAUGAAUAGCCUUUGGACUAUAAUGUAACUUAAAUAGAAAACUAUCUUUAGAAAGAUUUUUCCUCCAAACGCAUUUUAUUUUAAAAAUCCGAUUUAAAUCAAAAGAAUCCAAUUUUUUAAAAAAAUAAAAUAUAUUUUCCAGCUAUAGGAGUUGAAAGGUAAUGGCUCAGAGAGGUGAGUGAUAGAAGCCAGGAGUCUGUGACUUAGACCAAGAACAAACCCAUUGCAAUCAAUGGGAUUUCAGUCACAACUAAGUAUGUCUACGUCUGGAUUCCAUGCUCUGCCCUUUCCAAAGCCAUACCAUUUGUGAUUGGUCUCUGGUGAAAGGAAACAGGAACUGGAUCAGCCUUUAUGGUUCAGUGUUGUGCAAAAAUAUAUCACCAAAGCAACUACUCCAGAGAAAGGAGUGUGGACAAGCAAACAAAUACAUCACAGAAAUAAAUCACAGAAGAAGUCUUUUCCCCCCCAGUCUUUUUCUUUAUAAUAAUAAUAAUUUAUUAUUUAUACCCCACCCAUCUGGCUGGGUUUCCCCAGACACUCUGGGUGCCUCCCAACAGAAUAUUAAAAAUACAAUAAAACAUCAAACAUUAAAAACUUCCGUAUACAGGGCUGCCUUUAGGUGUCUUCUAAAAGUUAUAUAAAUCAUUAUUUCCUUGACAUCUGACUGGAGGUCAUUCCACAGGCGGGCGCCUCUACCGGGAAGGCCCUCUGCCUGGUUCCCUGCAACCUCACUUCUCGCAGUGAGGGAACUGCCAGAAGGCCCUCAGAGCUGGACCUUAGUGUCCAGGCUGAAUGAUGGGGGUGGAGACGAUCCUUCAGGUAUACUGGGCUGAAGCUGUUUAGGGCUUUAAAGGUCAGCACCAACACUUCAGUCAAUUGUGCAUUAGCAGAAGCAACAUCAACUUGUAAAUCAACAUCUGGACGCUGUUCCGAUAUAACCAGCAUUUCUUCCCACAGGGGGUUUAAUCAUCGAGCUGUACAGUAGAGUCUAGACAAUGUACAAUUGAUAGUUUAGAGAAAUGAACAAAUCUGUCCCUCUGCGCAUUUCUCCCAUUGUAGCACCCUGCUUGUGGUUAACGCUUAGCUGGAAUGAAAUAUUCAACGCAGCAAUAGAGAAAUUAAAAUAAUAAUUUAUUUGUCAGACAAAUAAAUGAGAGACACAGUGGUAUAUGGAUACCAAAGCUCUGCCCACUCCAGCCCUGAUGGCCAGCACUUAUAUUUCCUCAGCCCAGCCCCCUUGCUCCUCCUUUGGCUGCCUCUGUCCAAUCAGCCUGGUUGAAAUUCCUAUUGGCUGUUUGCUAGAACCAAUCAUAAAAGAUACACCCAUUUCCUAUUACCUUUUAUGGGAGACAAAGAGCUAUAUUUCCUUCUAUCCAUAAAUGGCAGACAAGUAGCCAUAUAUCUUACAUUUGCCUCGACCAGGCACCUUAAUUACCAGAUAACCUUUUUGCCCUAUUGCCCUAUUGCCCUAUUGCCCUAUUCACUCCAAAACAGAUGGCUAAUGGUUCUAAUUUUAUCUUAAACAGAGAUCUUGGGUUCACCUUCUCACACACCAUCAAUGAAAUAAGAAUCUAACAUAAGAAUCUAACAUUUCUUACUUUCUAAAUCCUUUGCAUAAUUACAUUUAAGCCAAUAUAUUUCAUACAUAACGUAGAUAGAUUUUUAGAAGGAAAGGCCUUUUCAAAGUAAAAAGGAACUUUAAUAAAAACAGUUUCGAAAGCAGCCUCUUUAGUUUACAACUCCUUUUCCUAGCCAGCUGCUGUUCCUAUUAGCUCUUGCCCUUUAACCUUAUGAAAAUAUGGCUCGAGUCUUCUGUUAAACAAUAAAACUUACUAUUUACCAACUCUUAAUUGUGUCUUUGCAGCUUGAUUGUAUUCUGUAAUUUGUAUGGUCAGUGUGACCUUUUGCUCCCAGCCUGUAAUUUCCUUUUACAACCCUGAAGCACUGCUAUAGAUCAGAGGGGCCCUUGAUCAAGAAGAUAAACAUCUGCCAAAGUACUCAGCCAGCAGGUUUCUCUCUGGCAUGAGAGAUACAAACAUUUGCAAAUAUAUUUUUAAAGCUCAUUUUAAAAUGCAGGUCUUGAUCAGAUGCCUCACCAUAGAAAGAGGCUAUAAAGCCUUCUAUUUGCUAACCUUCCUAACAGUGCCAGUAUAUCACUUCCCUGCACAUUGUGACGUGGGUGAGGCUGUGGUAUAAACCAAUGUACCUCUUGGGUUUGCCGAUCAGAAGGUCGGUGGUUCGAAUCCCCUCAACGGGGUGAGCUCCCCUUGCUUUGUCCCAGCUCCUGCCAACCUAGCAGUUCGAAAGCAUGCCAGUGCAAGGAGAUAAAUAGGGACCACUGUGGUGGGAAGGUAAACAGCAUUUCCAUGUGCUCUGGUUUCCGUCACGGUGUCCUGUUGCGCCAGAAGCGUUUUAGUCAUGCUGUCCACAUGACCCGGAAAGCUGUCUGUGGACAAACGCUGGCUCCCUCGGCCUGAAAGCGAGAUGAGCACCGCAACCCCAUAGUCGCCUUUGACUGGACUUAACCAUCCAGGGGUCCUUUACCUUUACCUUUUACCCUGUAUAUUGUUUAUAGUUCAAUGGUAGAGAGUUGACUUUGAAUCUUGGAGAUCUGAUCCAAGAUCCAAAGCCAGUGUGGUGUCGUGGUUAAGAGCGGUAGUCUCGUAAUCUGGGGAACUGGGUUCGCGUCUCCGCUCCUUCACAUGCAGCUGCUGGGUGACCUUGGGCCAGUCACACUUCUUUGAAGUCUCUCAGCCCCACUCGCCUCGCAGAGUGUUUGUUGUGGGGGAGGAAGAGAAAGGAGAAUGUUAGCCGCUUUGAGACUCCUGAAGGGGAGUGAAAGGCGGGAUAUCAAAUCCAAACUCCUCCUCUUCUUCUUCUUCUUCUUCUGCAGUGGUUGCACUGAGUGGCAUUGGGGUGGUCUUCUCUCUCAUCCUCCCUCUCAUUCUCCUUCCCCAGGAACUCUUCCGAGCAGUGCUGCCCUUCCACUGCCUGGGCUGCGUGUGGUCGCAACGAGACAAGAAGGAGAAUCAGCACAUGGCUCCCAGUGUCCGAGCCACUGUGGCCCAGUUCAAUGCAGUCACUAGCUGUGUCAUUGCAUCUGUACUGGGAGACCUGACUCUGCGCUUUCCCCAGCGGGCACACCUGCUAGAGAAAUGGAUCGACAUUGCCCAGGUAAGAGCUUCUGUGUCCAGUGAGCUAGCUGGCCUUAGUUUUCCUUGUUUCCUUAGCCCUGCCUCUACAGUGGUACCUUGGUUCUCAAACUUAAUCCAUUCCAGAAGUCCGUUCCAAAACCAAAGUUUUCCAAAACUAAGGCACGCUUUCCCAUAGAAAGGAAUGCAAAAUGGAUUAAUCCGUUCCAGACUUUCAAAAACAAUCCCUAACACAGCAAUUUAACAUGAAUUUUAUUAUCUAAUGAGACCAUUGAUCCAUAAAAUGAAAGCAGUAAACAAUGUACUGCAGUCACACAAUCAAUCAAUCAAUCAGUAGUUGAACUGGGUUCCACACAGUCUCAAAAAGAAAAACAAAGAGCCGCAAAAACUAAAACGCAAAAUAAAUAGCAAAAACAGACAGACCUCAGCGUAACACUCAAAACAGAAGUGUGGCACUCAAAAUGAAGCACGUUCAGCUUCCGAAAAGAGUUCCCAAACUGGAACACUUACUUCCUGGUUUACAGUGUUUGGGUUCCAAGUUGUUUGAGUACCAAGGCGUUUGAGAUUCAAGGUACCACUGUACUCCUGUCGGCACACAAACCAACAUAUGGGACUGUACCUCCAGCCAGCUCACUGGUUCUCCACAAUUUGUGAAUAUUACAAAAAUGGGCCUACAUAAUAGCUGCACAAGCCAAAGGCACAGACCCCCUCAACUUUUCAUUGCAAAAGUAACAGACACGCUGACAAUGUAAACUUAUGAUGAUAUAUCAAAAUAUAGCCAAAACAAGUGGCAUUAAAGUGAGGAACGGUAAUGGAUUUGAAGAAUGUUUAAUUAUCAUCUGCCUUCUAACUGAUCUGUCAGUUUAAUUGAAUGUAAAUACAUGUGUACCUUAUCAAAACCUCAGUACUGUGGGGGUUGAGGGUUGAGAUACUGACAAGUGCAAGAUUACGUGACUUUCUUUUACUAAAUAAAAGCUGCCAGCUAUUGUUAGAAGAUAAGGUCUUCUUUCUUCUGCAUUGUGGUAAUAGCCUGCACAAUGGCCAUGUUUACUCUUGAGUCACAGUCCACACGUCAAAAAUGGUUUGAUUAUCAACUAAAUGAAUCAAAAGCUUGCAGCCUUACUCAAAAUGCAGCAAUUGCUUUGCAGUUAAAUCUUUAAUCAAUCCAAUCGCUGGCGUUAAAUCCUACCCCUUUCUUACUGAAAUAUUUGUCAUUUCCCCACUCCCAAUUCCCCAAAUGGUACGCCUGCCCUCCAGCGAUGUCGGGCCCUCCGGAAUUUCUCCUCGCUGCAUGCCAUCCUCUCUGCCCUACAGUCUAACUCCAUCUACCGACUGAAGCGGACGUGGGCUGCUGUACACAGGUGAGGUUUUUGGUGGCACCAUUUUUCCCUAGAAGAAAAGCCCUGGUUAAAAGUGUGGCGCUUUUUUUCCUUUAACCAUCUUUGUAAGAAUGGAUUCCAAAUAUCAUUGAAUUUGUCCAUGGCAAGCCUGCAUUUAUAUACAGGUUGUUCAUAUGUUGCGAGUUUCUAUAAGUCUUCAAUCAUAGAAGGGAGCUGCAUUUUUAUUUUUCCAAUUCAUCGGUAUCAGUCUUUUUGCUGUGGUCAGGGCACGGAGAGUCCACUUGUAUUGUCCUUUUGUGGGGUUCCAUGUGCUGAGUGUAUAAUUCAAGAGGAUAUUUUGCUCUGUAAAUGUAAGGUUGUUCCGUACAGUUCUGUUGAUGGUUUCAGUUACCUUCUGCCCAAAAUCUUUCAAUAUAGGACAAUGAAAAAACAUGUUUUAGAGAAGCAUUAUCCCUGUUGCAUCACCAACAGUUAGAUACCUUAGAUAGCCCUUUUUUAAAACAAACAUAAUGGGGUCCACUAUAUUAUAAAUAUUAUUUUUUUGUUGUAUGAGCCUCAAUUUAAGGUCCAGAGGCACCUUUGCUAUAGCAGUUAAAACAGUUUCCCACUGUGUCGCACUUAUUGUAAGCACCUUUCCCCCCCCUAAAAGAAAAGCAUUGAAAAAGGGUUAGGGUAAAGGCUGGGUAAAGUAGGCCACAGUAGACUCUUGCUUCUCUUUGGAGAGAAACCACAGGGCUCUGGCAGGUUCAAGGAUCGUCCCCAACCAGGACUGGGGAAGAGUUUUGCCUGCGACCCCAGAGAGCUCCUGACAGUCUUUUUCUUUUCAAACAAGAUUUUUAUGAAAGCUUUUACAUAAUACAGCAGGAUAAAAGAAACUACAGUGGUACCUUGGUUUGCAUACGUCUUGGUUUGCUUACAUUUUGGAUUACAAACACGUCAAACCCGGAAGUGUGUGUCCUGGUUUGCAACCUAUUUUUGGAUUACGAACAAAAUUUUUUGGAGGCCCCACUGGCGAAAGCACGCCUUGGGUUACAACCUGUUUUGGUUUACAAACAGACCUCUGGAACGGAUUAUGGUUGUAAACCAAGGUACCACUGUAAUCUAAAUAAAAACCCAAACAGAGAGAGAUGAGCUCCUGCCAGUCUCAGUUGGUGGUUUCAGUUGACACAAGCCCAUGCUUGGAAAAUUAAGCAGAAUGAAAUGGCUGCCUAAGGCCAGCUGUUUUUCCGGAGUCCUACAAAUUUUCUUCUCUCUCGGAGGACAGAGCUUUUUGUGCCACACAGCCUGACCUGUGCUAGUCUGUAGGGGCAGAUUUAGGGCAGCGUGACCGGUUCCCCCACUCGGGCCCCAAGCUAAGGGGGGGCACCGCAGGGCAUCACAACUAUGACAUAGUACACAUGCAAAACAGGAGACAAGAGGCGGGAGUGUCACAUUUUACCCUUGCACAGGACGCCGCUGAAAUUUGAAAGACCUGCUAGCCUGCUGCCCUUUUUCCACCACAAAGGAUGCUCUGUUGCAGCCACUGCUAAAAAAAGAUUCAGCUUCCAGUCCAGUCAGUCUUCUGGAGGUGUGUUUGUGCAACUGUCUUUGCCCUUCGCCUCAGGCUGCAAAACAGCUUGGACUGGCUGUGGCCUCUUGCACUGACCCCUGUGCCAGGGAGCUGCAUAAACUGAGCCUGACUUCUCUCCCAGGGACACCAGGGGCUCCUUCCGAAAGCUCUCGCAGAUCUUCUCCGAAGACAACAAUUACUUGAAGUGCCGAGAAAUCUUGCUGCAGGUAGCAGAACUGCGUCGUUUGAGAGGAAGAGGAGAGCAAUGUUGUGUGUGUGUGUGUGUUUUUUUAUGCAGGAUAAUGUGCUCAGAAGGAUGUACAGUGGACGCUCGGGUUGCGAACGUGAUCUGUGCAGGAGGCACGUUCGCAACCCGCAACGCCGUGUCUGCGCACGCACGGGUUGCAAUUUGGUGCUUCUGCGCAUGCGUGACGUCCAAAACCCGGAAGUAACCCGCUCCGGUACUUCCAGUUUUCGGUGGGUCCAUAACCCGAAAAAAUGCAACCUGAGGCGUCUGUAACCCGAGGUAUAACUGUAAUGUAUUGUCCAGUGUUGUCAGGAUCAGGAGAGGGCUCAAUAGCCCGGGGCAUAGGAGCCAACUCCUUGGGGCCAAGGUCCUCCUCUCCCCCCAAAAUAUUUGUGAUUUCUCUGAGGUGGAGUGGGGACUUGAGCAGGGGCGUAGCAAAGGAGGUGUGGUGGGUGACAAAAUGGUGGGCGGCACUCACCGCUGGGCCUGCAGCACGCCUGAGCUACAUCUCUCUCCUGGGAGUGACGCACUGGCUUGAGCGCCCGCAGACUCCCUGCUGCCCCAAACAGUCCGCCCAUUGCCUUCCCCUCAGCUGUAUGGUGGCUGAGUGGAAGGAGGCAGGCAGGCUCCUCAGAGGCCCUGCAGUGCCCCCGUGGGUGACUGGCCCCGCUCCCAGGCACAGGGCCCGUGCCUCCCCAGGCGCCCGAUCGGCUUGCUCCGCUGCUGGACUUGAGGAUAGUUGCCAUAAUAAUAAUAAUAAAUUUUUAUUUAUAUCCCACCCUCCCCAGCCAAAGCUGGGCUCAUGGCAGCUAACAACAAUAAAAUAAUACAACAUUCUAAAAUCAUUUCAUUAUAAAAUUAAUUCAAAUCAAAUUGAUGGCAACCAUUGGGCUAGAGUUCUGUGAAGAUUGCCAAAGGAGGGAGUCAGGCUGUGCCCUGGCCAAAGGCCUGGUGGAACAGCUCUGUCUUGCAGGCCCUGCGGAAAGAUGUCAAGUCCCGCAGGGCCCUAGUCUCUUGUGGCAGAGCGUUCCACCAGAUCGGGGCCACAGCCAAAAAAGCCCUGGCUCUGGUUGAGGCCAGCCUAACCUCUCUGUGGCCUGGGACCUCCAAGAUGUUUUUGUUUGAAGACCGUAAGGUCCUCUGUGGGACAUACCAGGAGCGGCGGUCCCGUAGGUAUGAGGGUCCUAGGCCGUAUAGGGCUUUAGAGGUUAAAACCAGCACCUUAAACCUGAUCCUGUACUCCACCGGGAGCCAGUGCAACUGGUAUAGCCAUGUUGUGUUAAGUGUUACCCAGGGGCAUUAAGUCACCAUGUUUGGAGCAGGGAAAGUGUAAAUGCUCUGUUCAGUGUGAGCUACAAUUGCCCUGGGUGCAACCUCUUUUGGUUCAGGGGCUGCAGCAACAAGAGACACCUGCUGAAAUGCUCCAAAGCCUUUGAGUUCUUAGAUUAGCCCCUGUUAGGAGGGUCAGUUCUGUACAGUUGGAUCAAGGUACAUUGGACAUCAGUUGAGUUUAUCCUGCAGCCUUUCUCUCUGUCUCUCGCAGGAAGGAGGUAUACAGGGCUCCAGUGACAGAUGGAACAGCACACAACCCCCAGCUGGGGCAUCUCCAAAGGUGAAGCAUCAGACCAGGGUAGUGGUGAGAGCCAUCUUGCCCCCCCCCCCAAGCCAGCUGUCCAUCCACUCUGAGGGAAAUAUGUGGGAAUGUUCAGGGUGGCAGGAGAGGAUAUAUUGUUUAUUGAUAUCCUUCGUAACUUGCGCUAGCAAGUUCCUUUAUGUAGCAGAAUUACAUUCCCCCUUUUUUAUAUGCACAGCAGAUAGCUGGUUGCAGGCUUGUGUGAGCCUCUCACUAUUGCACAAUUCAAUCUGAUACAGAUUGAAUUGUACAUUCUUGGUAAUCCCCUUGAAUCCCUCUUUAAAGAAUACAGUAAAGAUGCCACAAUCUUAUUCAAAGUCAAUAAAAGAAGCUUAUUCGUAUCAGUUCACAGUUGGAUUCCUGAAGGCAGACUUACCGUAUUUUUUGCACCAUAACACUCACAUUUUUCCUCCUAGAAAGUAAGGGGAAAUGUCUGUGCGUGUUAUGGAGCGAAUGCCUACGGGUGGCGGGAGGAUCUGCUGCAGUCGUGAGCAGAGGAUCCAUGGUUCCCCUUCCUUCCCUCCUCCAUGGCUCGCUUUGAAACAGCAAAGCGGGAGAAGAGCCACUGAGUGGGGAGGAGAGAGGGACAGAGAGCCUGCUUGCUUUAAGGGAGCAAAGCGGGAGAGGAGAGGAGCCUUCUCCCCUUAUACCCCUCUUCUUCAUUAUUAGCAGCAUCCUUCUCCACCCACCCCACGCGUGCUCCUUGUCCCUUGAGUGCUUUUCCUUCCCUCCCCACUUAAAACGUGGUUACAAAGCACGGAUCCACAUGGAUCCUCAGGAUCUUUGCAUUGGGUCACCCCAAAUUCACCAUCAGAUCACAUAGCAUGUCCAUGGCUACAGCCUGCACCAAAAAAAUCACGCACCCACUGUUGCCUGGGGCCGCAGUGGUGCAAAAACGUGGUUACAAAGCAUGGAUCCACAUGGAUCCUCAGGAUAUUGCAUUGGGCUACUCCAAACUCACUGUCAGAUCACAUGUCUGUGGCCACAGCAUGAACCACAAAAAUCAUACAUCCACUGUUUCGUUUAGAAUUUUUUUUUUCUUGUUUUCCUCCUCUAAAAACUACGUGCGUGUUAUGAUCUGGUGCGUGUUAUAGAGCGAAAAAUACGGUAGUUACAAAUAUGUACAUGUGGAUCUACCCCAUAUGGGGGAAUAAUCCCAAUGCUUCUGCUAGCUGAGAGCUAGCAGAGCAGACCUGGCUAGAAGCUGGUCAAACGAAGAAGGAAGUAAAAAGAAAAAAAAGGAGGUGUGCUGCUUGACUAGUCCUUUUGUUACCUGGACAGGUUAGGUCAUGCCCACCUUCUAUCGCAUGCAAAAGGAAGGAUGCUCCAGCCAGGAGGAACAGGAAGUUGCGACUGGCUGGACCAAACAUUCCCUCGCAUGUCUUCUCUAGCAUUACAAGGAAUGUUGUACUUGACUGCCUCUCAUGGAUCACAUCCCACAAAAUAAACAUAAAGGGGAGGUAAGAAAUACAUGUUUAAUGUACCUCCCUCACACUUUAGAUCCUGAAAACCAGACUCUCACCAAAGAAUUACCUCCACCAGAGUGUCCACACUCUCCCUCUUGUGUGAAAACACUACUUAAGAUUAGUCAAAGGUAUGGUUUCAAAUUGGAUUGGGAAUGGCCUAUUGAGAUUCCUGGAUUGCAGGACAGUGGUGCUCAGGAUCCUUUCCAAAUCGGCAAUUCCUUGAUUUUACAGUUCUAUGAAAGUCUGCACAUGACAUGUCAUCAAAUAUGACUUUGAAGAAGCGUGAUAGAAGAGAAAGGGAAACCUUUUUACUUGAGAGAAUCACCUCUCACAUAUGCCACUUGACUGCUUUGAUCUGUAGAACUGGCCGUGCUGUGUGUGCCUCAUAAUAUUCAUUAUGCACCCGCAAGAAAUCCGUCUUUCAUCGUGGCGGCGUCUACCCUUUGGAAUUCCCAUUUCUCUUAGACAACUAGAGUUGGAAGGGACCCUGAGGAUCAUCUAUAGUCCAGCUCACUGCUAUGCAGCUGCCCCAGAUGGGGAUCAAACCGGCAACCUUGGCAUUAUCAGCACCAUACUCUAACAAAUGGAGCUAUAUCAUAAUUCUGUAUCCUGUACCAUCUUUGUGUUUUGUUUCAGAGUGAGUGGGGUUAACCCUAAAAUUAGUACCUAAAAAAGACCCCCAAAAAAGAAAAUGGUGCUCUUUUGAUUUUUUUUAGCAAGAGUAGUUGUCAGCUAAAGGUUUAGCUACUCCUCCUAACAUUCUCUCCUCCACAAUUAGAAAUAUUUGAGAUUUUUACAUUAUAUCUGAUAAUGCACACAUCUACCAAUUUAGCAGUCUUCACAGAGAUCUUGUUUCAGCUUUGUUUUCACACACACACACAGAGAGAUUUGCACACAUCCGCCUCUUUUGAAAUCCCUUGCAGUGAACUUGCCAGUAGGAAGGGAAACCCAACAAACAGUGGAAACCACAGCAUCCUUUCCCUUCAUUCUGGACACCAUUUGCAUAUUGGUCAUAUGCAUAGCUGUCAACCAUCCCUUAUUUGGCAGGAAAGUCCCUUAUCCCAGCGCUGUGUCCCACUGCUGUCCCUUAUUGAUGAUGUCCCUUAAAUUUCCCGGGUUUCAAAGGAAGCAGCUCCUCUCCCUCCCUCCCUGCCGGCCAGGGAGGAGGGAGGCUCCAACUGUGUUGCUUGGCUGCGUUGCUCACCCAAUAAGGAGUCUAAGAACGACUGGGGGGUGGAGCUUGCAUGCCUUGUGCCGAUCAAAUCAGCCGCGUUGCCUGAGGAAUCACCUUUGCUCAGCACUUCCCAACAGAGAGGUGACGGUGGUUUUCCUUGCUGCAUCCCCUUUGCCGGGUUGCUGCGCUGUGGGAACUACCGCUUGAGGCUUUGUUUGGCUGCUGGCUGGGCUUUCUGCCUUUGGCUCGGAGGGGCUCAGAAGUUGAACAUACCUGUGCUUGGAAAAUCCCUUAUUUUGGCUGCUGAUGCCUUAUUUUCGAGGCUGCUGGUCCUUUAUUUUCAAAUCUGUAAGUUGACAGCUAUGGUCAUAUUUUGCUAAGGAAGUGUCACCAAAUGUUUUAAUUUCCCAAGGGAGGGUGGUGCACUGGGCAAUCAAAGGGCUGAGUGCAUGAGUCCCAUUGUGCUUUGUUGCAGGCUCCCACCAUCCCAUAUCUGGGCACCUUUUUAACUGACCUGAUCAUGCUGGACACAGCACUACCAGAUUUUGUGGAGGUGAGCAUCUUGGGGAAGAAGAAGUGGUACGAGAACAUCCCUUGUCCUCUUCAGGGCGGCUGAGCAUCCUCUGGCAAAUGACUUCCUGUUGAUCUCUGGCCAUUUGGGUUGGGCAGGUGUUCCAGAUCAACCCUUCAGGAUGGUUCGGGGGUCACGUAACCACUGGUGGAGGAAGGGGGUGCGGUGGGGGUGGCUCGCGCCAGGUGUCAUCCCUGAGGGGGGGUGACAUCGCUGUGCCACCCCCCUGAGAUGCUCACCACACACCCCUGCAGCACCCCCUUGGGACACUUGCCCUGCCCCUGCAGGCAGCUAGCUCCGCCCCUGCAGGUGGUUAGCUCCGCCCCUGCAGGUGGCUAGCCCCGCCCCCAGGUGCACAGCAUCUGCACAAAACUCAGUUUGUUCAGUGAAUGAAGCCUUUGUCUCCUCCUCUGGGGUUUCCAGUACUUUUUUCUGGGGGUACUUAAGGGUAAGGGGGGAACACCACAGAGCCUAGGACUUGCCGAUCAGAAGGUCGGCAGUUUGAAUCCCCGUGAGGGGUGAGCUCCUGUUGCUUGGUCCCUGCUCCUGCCAACCUAGCAGUUCGAAAGCACGUCAAAGUGCAAGUAGAUAAAUAGGUACCACUCCGGUGGGAAGGUAAUCGGCGUUUCCGUGCCUCUCUGGUUUGCCGGAAGUGGCUUAGUCAUGCUGGCCACAUGACCCGGAAGCUGUACGCCGGCUCCCUCGGCCAAUAAAGCGGGAUGGGCGCCGCAACCCCAGAGUCGGUCACAACUGGACCUAAUGGUCAGGGGUCCCUUUACCUUUAAGGGUAAGGGAGUACUGGCACUCCCCCCCCCCAUUAAAAGUGUGACACUUACUGUAAUAACUUCAUGGUGCGUACCAGCACCUUUUUUCUAUAAACAAAAAAGCACUCAGGCUUUUCAAAGGCUGGCAGCCACGUGGGGCAGAGGUUUUCAACCUUUUUGAGUCCACAGCUCCCUUGACCAACUCCGUUGGUCCCUGUGGGGCUCCGUUGGAACCCUGUGGGGCUCAAGAGCCCAGUUAUGCCACCCCUUGCCUGCAGAGCUGGCAGCCUCUCACCAUUUUCCAAACACCCUCCGUUAUAGAGUGUUCCUUCAUCCUCCUCUCCUCUCUCCUUGGGAGUCCUCAGGGCAGCUGCUGCCGCUGCCGCUACCUCCCCUGGUCUCUGAGCUGUGCCCCCUGCCCCAAAGAGAGGCAUCUCUUCACACUGCCCCAUAGGAGCCUGGGAAGCACCUCCUGGGCAGCCCCAGAGGCACCAUUCACUUGGGGAGCUUGUAGCCAGGGCAGCUGCAACAAACAGCUGUACAAGCCUUUGGGAGGCAGCGAUGUGAAAGGGCAUCAGAGGAGGGAGGGAAGGAAAGAGGGACAGAGGUCAGUGUUGCCAGUGGCACCCCUGACCAUCUUUCAAGGCAUCCCAGGGUGCCCCUGUUUGAAAACCACUGAUGUAGGGUGAUUCAAACAUCCCUGCAGUGUGGUUUGUGUCUCCUAGUGUUGCUCACAAUCCCUGUCUUAUUUUUCAAUCCCACAGAGCAACCUCAUUAACUUUGAGAAGAGGCGCAAGGUAAAUCCAAGGUGGAAAAGCUGGAGGGGGGUGGGUGGGAUUCUGCAUCUCUUAGCUCAUUGCCCAGAGCUGGGAAUGGAGAGGAAUGAUAGGAUGUGGAACUGGGAGGAAGAGCACUGCCUUUCAAACCACAGGAAUGCAAAAUGUGGCUCCACCGCCCACCUCACUGCUAUGUCUUUUCCCUCCCAGGAAGCAGUGAUCCUCUCCUGGAUCUGCCAGCUGCAGGAUUCAUGUCAAGAGUACCAUCUUUGUCCAAACCCAUCAUUCCGUCUUGCCUUUCACCAGCACCAGCAGCUCUCUGAGGAGCAGAGGUAGGAAAAGGUGUUGGGUUCUCUGCCAAGGAAGAGAAUGGUUGAUAGUGGGCCAACUAAAUAAAUGCACAAGCAGAAUGACUACUGCUUGUGCAAUAGGACUCUCCCUCUUUCCCUCUUGCUGAUCUGCUCUGGAGGAUUGAGUCCCGUUGCACAAGUGUAAGUUGUUCCAGUUGUGCAAAGUGCUACUUACUCCUGCAGUGAUUACAACCUAGGCUCUUGCUGUUGAAAGGCUCUAGUUAGGAGCGUUAUCAAUUGCACCACUUCAGAGUUCAAUCGGAGCGUCUUAAAUUAAGGCCCAAAGUCCACAUUACGAGUGUCCUUGGAGUUGACCACUUUCUCCUUCAUUCCAUUAAAAGUAACUUUGCGCAACCCUUUGCUGGAACAUGACCACUGUAUGUGGUGAUUGAGUUAAUUGUUUCCUCCCUGGACCAUUUCCCCCCCUGCUAAAAAUCAUCCCACCAGUCCACUAUUUGCUGUUUACUGUAAAUAGCACCUUUUUGCAGAGGAGGUGUGUUUUUAAUGGGAAAAUGCUAUGAGGAAGGAAGGGUUAACUCCCUCAUCCCCACACACUGUGUUUCCAGUCCAGACCAGUGCCGCAGUGCAGCUGCUUCUACUGGAAAAGAAAGUUUCCAGUUCUGAGCAAGUUUGUAAAAUCUUUCAAUAAAGAUAUCUUUAAUAAUUUGCACACAGUGCCUCCCUGUCUCCCGCAUUCCGCACCAGAGCGAGAGCCAGGUAUCAAGACGAACCAUGAAUGAAGGUCUUUCCUCCCUGUCCCUGGGGGGAAUUUGCAAGGAUAAUUACCCUCCUUGUUUUUUCUUCGCUAACAAUCUCCUGCUGUCAUGGGAGCUUUCUCCAUUAAGGCAGACAGGAACCGGAAGCCUUAUUUUCUAAACAAAGAAACAAACAUGUGUAUUUAACAUUAAGUCCAUUUGGUCCUGUGGAUUUUAUUUGGGGAGCUAAAUAAUUAACUGAUUGCAUUUAUAUCUCACCUUUUCCUCCAAGGAGCUCAAGGUGAUGUACAUGGCUCUCCCCUAUCUGGUUUAAUCCUCACAGCAACCCUGUGAGGUAGGUUAGGCAGAGAGGCAGUGACUGGUGAGCUUCAUAGCCAAGUGGGCAUUUGAACCCUGGUCUCCCACAUCCUAGUCAGACACUCUAACCACUGCGCCACACUGGCUCCUGGUAUCUCCAAAAUGCUGUGGUGACAGAGUGGGUUAGGGAAUGUCAUCUAUCUCCUAUAGCAAACCUGUUUCCCCACCGGGAUAGCAACUCUUCACUUCUCAGAUACCUAAAAAUGCACAGGGAAUGUGCACUAGUCCUCCCCUCCCUCUGCGCCCAAGUUCAAGAGCAAGAACAAUCUCCCAUCUAAAUCCAUUCCCCCAAAGUUCACACUGUGGGUUACACAGCUAAUUAUUCAUUUAUUGUUAUUCAUUUAUUUAUGCCCUGCCUUUUCCCCCUGAUGGGACUCAAGGCAGCUUACAGAUAAAAAUAAGAACCACUAAGAAUAAAGAAAAACACACACACACAAACACACAUCCCACAUACCAAUAAUUACAAUUAUAAACAGCAUGGCAACAGUCCUUUCCUUAAAAGUACUCAGCUCCCAACAACCUGUUGGAAAACAAAGGUCUUCACGACCUGACAGGAGGACGACAAGGAGGGAGCCAGUCUGGCUUCUCCAGGGAGGGAGUUGUCUGGAGGCAGCCACCACCGAGAAGGCCCUCUCCCAUGUCCCCACCAAGCGUGCCUGAGACGGUGGCGGGUCCGAGAGAAGCUAAAAGUAUGGGAAGAGAGAAAGUCAACUUUUUUUCUGGCCUUCCUGCAGUCCCACCCCCAAACCAGGCUGCAUAACUGUGAGGGUGGCACAAGGCAGAUGCCAAGGGAAAGAGCCAAGCAUGCCCUUUUUGAGAAAUUGCAGGGCAGCAGGGUGUCAGAAGCGACAGCCGAACAGAGACACACCAACAGAGAAGAAUGGGAGGCCAUGCUUGGGGGGAUAUAGCCCAUGCUUCUACUCUCCUCCCUCUGCAGCUACCGGAUUUCCCGUGUGAUUGAGCCACCAGCCGACUCCUGUCCCAACUCGCCGAAGCUGCAUCGCAGCUUGACCAAGCGCUUCAGUUCGUAAGUCAGCCUUUGUGUUCCGCGAGGGGGCACGCUUCCUGUGGCUGCUCCUUGGGGGCGGCCCAUCCCGUUUCGCCACCCAAGGCAAGAUGGGAAGGUGCUCCCUCCUGCCAAAGCCUCGCUUGCCGGGGUCACAUGGGAUUCUGCUGCCCAAGGCAGGUGCCUCAGUCCGCCUCAUGGGUGGGCCGGCCCCGCUGCUCCUUCCCUGCCCCUUUCUCCUUCGUGCCCCCUGCUCCUACCCUGCCGUGCUUGGGACAAACUUCCCUUCUGUCCGAUGACCUUCGGCCUCCUGGAGAACCCCGUUCUGUGUUGUUGUUUUUUGAGGCAGAGGAAGUGAAGCUGGAGAGAUUGGGCAUUGCCUCCCACUAGGCCUGGUCUGCCUCUGAAAAAUCGCAUCCCCUGGCAUGAUUACACUUUUGCAGUUGGGCUGCCCUUGGGUUAAAAACCAGCCUGGCAGCCUUCUUGGCUGAGGUUCCUCAUUCCUGAUCUAGAAGAAUGGCUGCUUUACCUAAGGGAAGGGAUCACUCACCUCCCUCCCCAAAGCAGCUAUGUUUUUCUGACAAGGUUAUUGCAUCUUGAACAGCUGUCAGGCAAACAAAUCUUUUCCUGGCCUACAGGUACACUACUGCAUACCCUCCAAGUGUCCUGAUUUUCCAGGGACAGUCCCAUAAUUAUGAAAGCCAUCCUGACUUAUAUGAUUUGAUCGUAGAUUUUCUUUUUGUAAAUCUUCCAAAGAAUAAAAUAAAAUAGGGAUGAAGGGGUUUUCUCAGGGCAGCAGAUGGUGUGUGUCCUGUUGGUGUGGUGUUGAUAGCACUUGCCCUUCUUCUCGUAGGAAAUGCUUUUUUUGGGGGGGAGAAGAUGACUAAAAAUGGGGGGUCGAGAACGGUCUGUUGCGGGCAGUGAGAACUGUCCCUAUUUUCAUCUGAGGAAUGUUGGAGGGGUAUGCUGUUGGAGAAAGCAUCGCCUGCUCAAUUCCCCUUCGCUGCGUAGCUACACAUGACCUAGGAGUCCCAAGUAAAAGAAAUAAAAGUUGGCAACCUGAUUUUUCCCAAGAGUUCAGAGCACCCAAGUUGAGAGGCAGUGCAAUGGCCGAGGCCACACUGUGAGUGUAUGGCAAUGGAUGGAUCUGCUGGUCCAUGCAAGCCCAAGAUUUAUAUUAUUAUUGUGUUCAGUGUCAUGUGUAUUGGUGAUGAAAGAGAGAUUUGUUCUGUAGGAGGCAUAAAUGGUUCCUUUCUUCCAUAUUUAUCCUUACAACAAUCUUGCAAGGCAAGCUAUGCUUGGGUUGUCAGGAGUUCAGCCUACACUCGAGUAGGACCCUGGCAGAGACACAUGUGCGACUGGCAUGUUUCCUCCCUCCUGGUCGAUCGUUCGGGAGCUUCAUAAGCUUUCUUCAGCCCAAACAUCACAGCGACCGAUGCCAACCGGCACCGGCACACUUAGGGAUCCGCAGAGUUUGCGCAGUUCAUGCGUAACAGACCUCAGCAACUCAGUAUUUUGGCUAAUCUACUUUAUUUACAUAUAAACACACACGGAGCACUGCAACAUGGCUCCCUCUCUCUCUAGCAUCAGACAGCAAAGAGAAAAAGACAAUAGUCCCACUUCACGGAACACAGUAACACAAACAUCCUGUCUCCGUCACUUCCCACUUUGUGGAGUCAAAACAUAUACCGCCAUGUGAUAGACAACAAUCUCAUGACUGCAAUCAUGGAGCGGGAAUUCUAACAUGGGUAUGCUGACUGGCCCAAGGUCACCAAAUGAAUAUCAUGGUGAAGUAGGGAUAUGACCCUGGAGCUCUUGUCUGAUACAUAACUAACCACUACCUGACAGUGAUGCUCCAACACCUGAGUCACUGUCUCUGCUCUUCCUUUGCAGACUUCUCCUGGGCUCAGAAGCCUCUGCUGCUUCCCCAAGCCCUGAGAAGCCCGGAAUUUCACCUCUGGGCUCCUGCAGCAGCCUUUCCUCUGAAGAUACGCCUAGCACCCCUUGUUCACCAACUCGGGGACUCCCCACUAGCAAGGUAGCUUAUUUUUCUUUAUAAAACCGUUUCUGUCCCGUUCUCUUGGUCCCUGAAACAAUUCACAAUCUUAGAAGAUCUCGUUAUGUGACCGAGACAGCUAACAAGGGCAUAACAUAAAAUGCAGAAGUCUGUAUGUUGCUAUAAAACAGAAAGGGAGAAAAUAAUCAACACAAAUCAAAUGCCUGUCAAAAUAAAACAGCUGUGACAGAGCAUCUCAAAAGGGAGCAGCAGAGUCUCUUUGGGGAGGGGCCUCCACAGCCUGGGUGCCCACACCCAAAAGGCCUGCACUUGCAUCACUGCCAGUUGCACCCGUGAUGGUGGUGAAAUAUGGAGCAGAGCAAGGGGCAAGCAGCAGAAGGCAAAUUCUCUUGGGGAUUCGUAAUGCAGUUGCCACAGAGAGUGCAAAGAGAUGGCAUCGCUGAAGGAGCGUCUCCACCCUCAUCGUUCUGCCCGGACGCUGAGGUCCAGCUCUGAGGGCCUUGUGGUGGUUCCCUUGCUGCGAGAAGCCAAGUUACAGGGAACCAGGCAGAGGGCCUUCUCAGUAGUGGCACCCGCCCUGUGGAACGCCCUCCCACCACAUGUCAAAGAGAAAAACAACUAUCAGACUUUUAGAAGACAUCUGAAGGCAGCCCUGUUUAAGGAAGCUUUUAAUGUUUAACAGACCAUUGUAUUUUAAUAUUUUGUUGGAAGCCGCCCAGAGUGGCUGGGGUGACCAGAUGGGCGGGGUAUAAAUUAUUAUUAUUAUUAUUAUUAUUAUUAUUAGUGUGGUAGGCUGGUUUCAUUUCUAGCCAAAAAUGAGCCAAUCAAAGCAACACAUGUGAAAUGAAUAGAUAUUAAAAGCUAUCAUUAUAAUACAAGAAUGGUGUACAGUGGUACCUCGUGCUACGGAUGGGAUCCGUUCCUGAGGCCCGUCCGUAACGUGAAAAGUCCGCAACUCGAAGUACCGUGUCUGCGCAGAUGUGCGGCACGAUUUGCCGCUUCUGCACAGGUGCGAGCAGCGAAACCCGGAAGUAACCCAUUUCAGUACUUCCGGGUUGCCGCGAGACGCAAGAUGAAAGCACGCAACCUGAAGCGGACGCAACAUGAGGUAUGACUGUAAUAAUUUACCAGUCAUUUUUUACACCUGUGGCUGAAAAAAAAUGGUAUGAUUGAGCAAUAAAGACAAGAUUUAGGGAAGUCUCCGUCCCACUCUCCCACCCCCAGCUCACUUUAGCAAUAUAAAAUGUUGGGAUGCAUCCUGGUGCAAGUUCAUGCCAUCCAACUUUUGAGAGCCAAAACUAGGAUUUGCAUCUUCUGGGAUGUGCUCCCAGGCAAGACAUGUGACCCAUGCCUCACUCCCAGAUAAAGUGUUGUGUUUUUUUGAGGGGGGGGAGUGAAAUUGCAGCACCCAAAAUGGCCUCUGUGCUCUCGUGCAAAAGAUGGGAUGUCCAGGGCACUUGGUAGGUAUUCCAGCUUGCAUCAAAUGCCCUUGAUGGAGCCACUGAUUAGUACAGUACUUCACUUCUGGGACUGGUUCUGGGGUGUUUAGACUCUAAACAGACAUAGUGAGAUUCUCGUCUCUGACAGCUGGGAAGAGCAGAUCUCUAGAUAUAUGUAUUUUGUAAAUAAAUACCUUUUCAGUGUGUCGGGGGGGGAUAUUGGUUUGUUUUGCGCGUUCAUUUUGCAUUUUUAUGCUGUGAACCACCCUAUGGAUCUUAGGAUGAAGGGCAGUACAGUGGUACCUCAGGUUGCAUACGCUUCAGGUUACAGACUCCGCUAACCCAGAAAUAGUGCUUCAGGUUAAGAACUUUGCUUCAGGAUGAGAACAGAAAUCGGGCUCCGGCGGCGCAGCAGCAGCAGGAGGCCCCAUUAGCUAAAGUGGUGCUUCAGGUUAAGAACAGUUUCAGGUUAAGAACGGACCUCCGGAACGAAUUAAGUACUUAACCCGAGGUACCACUGUAUACAAUUUUGAUAGAUGGAUGGUAGAUAGGUAGAUGAUAGAUAGAUAGAUGAUUGAUAGAUAGAUAGAUAGAUAGAUAGAUAGAUAGAUAGACAGACAGACAACACACCUCCCAUGACAUCCUGUUUCCUCCACACACUACUGCCUCUGUUCCCCUCAGUAGGGUCCCCUAUCACCCCCACUUGUCUCCUCCUCCUCUGGGGAGUAGCAGGAAUCAUUCUAUGGGCUGUGCCUUCCAAAGGCUGCUUGGAGUGUUCUGAGGUCUGCUUCUAUCCUUGAGUCUUCCCCUCUUGUUUAUUGGAGCUUAUUUUGAUAUUGUUGGAUAGGCCGGCCCUGAAGACCAGUCAUGCUUUCACCUUGGGUCACCAAAAGUGGUUGAACUACAACUCCGAUCAUCCCUAGCCCCAGAGCUAGAGGUCAGGGUUGAUGGGAGCUGUCAUCUAAUGACAUCUGGUAACCCACGGAGAGCCAGCUUUCAUUUAGCACCGAUGUGCAUAUCAGCAAGUAAAGUGGCAGAAACUUCUGAGCAAGAUGUUUUGAUGGUGUUGGUGGCCAGAGAGGUAAUGGAAAUGUGGGGCGGAAAGGGAGGGAGGGAGUCAGAACUCACGGAUUCAUCUCCUGGUCCCCUUUUUGGUUGUCUUUUCCUGACCAGAAUCUAUCUGUACCGCAGCUAAGGCCCUGCCUUCCGCUGGAGCAGCCCCCGCCGUCUCCCAUCUUCAAGCAACGAGGGACAGAGUCGCGCAUCAUCCGCGUCAGCAUGGGUGAUGUUCAUGGCAACGGCAACCUGUAUCGCAGCAUUGUGGUGAGUGGACAAAGGGAUGCAAGCUGCCAGGAACAUCUGGACAUGACUGGAUGGUGUGCAUCAUGUCUCCGUGUGGGGAUGAAGAUUUCUGGGCAGGGGAGGAGCGCAUAGAGGCCCUGCACAGUGAGGGCAACAGCGCUGCUACAGCAGCAUGGGCAAAGUCCCAGAGGAGCAGGUAGCGACACAAUGGGGGGGGCAGGGCAAGGGUCAGAUCCACCACCUGAGGCAAACAGUGUCAUAGUCCUGUGCUGCCAGCCAUGGCAGAGCUCAGUGGAGGGAGAAGCCAGCCAACCAGUUGAGUCUCGGUGGGGGAGUACUUGCCUGGAGGCAGAGUCCAAGGUUAAUAAUAAUAAUAUAUUUAUACCCGCCCAUCUGGCUGGGUUUCCCCAGCCACUCGGGGCGGCUUCCAACAAAAUAUUAAAAUCCAAUAGUCUGUCAAACAUUAAAAGCUUCCCUAAACAGGGCUGCCUUCAGAUGUCUUCUAAAAGUAUGGUGCAGUGGUACUUUGGGUUACAUAUGCUUCAGGUUACAGAUUCUGCUAACCCAGAAAUAGUGCUUCAGGUUAAGAACUUUGCUUCAGGAUAAGAACAGAAAUCGUGCUCUGGCAGCACGGCGGCAGCAGGAGGACCCAUUAGCUAAAGUGGUGCUUCAGGUUAAGAACAGUUUCAGGUUAAGUACGGACCUCUGAAACGAAUUAAGUACUUAACCCGAGGUACCACUGUAGUCCUUUUUCUCUUUGACAUCUGGUGGGAGAGCGGGUGCCACUACUGAGAAGUUCAGUCCAGUCCUAAGGUCAAGAGUGAAGUGUAGGUGGUUUCCCAUGAGGCAAGACGCAGUGAUAACAGCAAGAACAUUUAUUGAUCUACAUAACUGGGAAACAGGGGCAAAGCAACUGCUUAUAUACAUUCCUGAAAGCCUAGGCCACUCCCACUCCCAACAUGAUUGGCUGUCUAAACUUCCAAGCUGCGAAUCGCGACUCAGCGUUCAAGGGCCAAUGGCAGAGGCCCAAAUCCUGAAAUGUUCUAUGAUUGGACAUCAUGUAUUGAAUCAGAACACAGGAGCUCAGAAUCCUUAGUCCAGACUAAGCUCAGGCAAACACAGAAUACAUAACAAGGAGUAUCUCAGUUCACGUAGUCAGACGGUCCAGGGAUCAAGAAAGCCGAGGUCACAAGAAGCAAGAAGCAGCAAGAUCUGGCCAGGAACGACAAAUGCUGUUUCCAGCAACUGCCUGAGGCUGGAAACCCUGCUUAAGAAAACUGGAGCCAAGCUGGUUCUCAUCAGGAGCAAGAAGGCUGAUCAGCAGCAGGUGGAUUCACUUUGCCUUCUGCUCUUCAGGCUACUGCUCAGCAGAUGAAGCCAACUCCUGGCCCAUGACAAAUGGCUUCAUCCCACCUCAUGCGGGUUGGAGCCCAACAAACGCCAAGAAAGCCACACGUACCCCCCCCCCCGGUUUUGUCCGACACUUUUUUGAUUCGGCUAGCAUUAGAUAAGGUAAAGGUAAAGGGACCCCUGACCAUUAGGUCCAGUCAUGGCCGACUUUGGGGUUGCGGCGCUCAUCUCGCUUUAUUGGCCGAGGGAGUCGGCGUACAGCUUCUGGGUCAUGUGGCCAGCAUGCCUAAGCCGCUUCUGGUGAACCAGAGCAGUGCACGGAAACGCCGUUUACCUUCCCACCGGAGCGGUACCUAUUUAUCUACUUGCACGUUGACGUGCUUUUGAACUGCUAGGUUGGCAGGAGCAGGGACCCAGCAACGGGAGCUCACCCCGUCAUGGGGAUUCGAACCGCCGAACUUCUGAUCGGCAAGCCCUAGGCUCUGUGGUUGAAGGCGUUUUCACUACUUUCGUUAAUAUUCUCCCCUGCCCCUCUCUGGACACCUUCUACGUUGUGUUGCCACGUUGCCUGGCCACCCCUGUGCCCUCUUCUGUGGCUCAUAACCGGAUGACUUUCCCCCGCAGAUCACCAGCCAGGAUAAGACCACGGCUGUAGUUCAGCGCGCACUGCAGAAGCACAACUUGGAAGGGCACUCGCUGCACAACUACCGGCUCCUGCAGCUGUUGGGAGAUGGCCAAGGUGAGGAGAGGGAUAAUAAUAAUAAGAAUAUAAUAAUAAUAAUUUAUUAUUUAUACCCCGCCCAUCUGGCUGGGCUUCCCCAGCCACUCUGGGCGGCUUCCAAAACAUAUUAAAAUACUGUAAUACAUCAAACAUUAAAAGCUUCCCUAAACAGGGCUGCCUUCAGAUGUCUUCUAAAAGUCUGGUAGUUGUUGUUCUCUUUGACAUCUGGUGGGAGGGCAUUCCACAGGGUGGGUGCCACUACUGAGAAGGCCCUCUGCCUGGUUCCCUGUAACUUGGCUUCUCGCAGUGAGGGAACCACCAGAAGGCCCUCGGUGCUGGACCUCAGUGUCCGGGCAGAACGAUGGGGGUGGAGAGGCUCCUUCAGAUAUACUGAACCGAGGCCGUUUAGGGCUUUAAAGGUCAGCACUAACACUUUGAAUGGUGCUCGGAAACGUACUGGGAGCCAAUGUAGGUCUUUCAAGACCGGUGUUAUAUGGUCUCGGCAGCCGCUCCCAGUCACCAGUCUAGCUGCCACAUUCUGGAUUAGUUGUAGUUUCCGGGUCACAGGACCCGGAUGGAGGGGAAAACAUUGUUGGCAUCACUCAUGUUCUCUCUCUCUCUUUAUCCUUCAAGAGCUACUGAUCCCCGACGGCGCCAAUGCCUUCUACGCUAUGAACCCCGCUGGCCCCCACGACUUCCUCCUCUGCCCCAAGGAAGGCGCCCCCAACUCCAUUGGGACCAUGCAGCCUGGUAGCAAAACCACACUCCAUGGCACACACAAGGACCGUGGCACCGGAGCUUCAUCGUCUUGCAGUUCUCCACACCUAGGCCCUCCUAGCCUGUCCCCACAUGGCUCACCAUCCCCACAGCUCUGGCUAGCUUCGUGUCUCCUGGCACCCCCAUUUCCAUCUCCUUCCUCCAGGCAGCCACCAAAUGAGCCACCAAACUCUCCUCCUUCCCCCUUGCCUCUUUCUCGCCACUCACCCUUCGGUCCAGCUCCAUCCCAUGUUGUUCUGCCCUCCUCCUCGCAGAGGCCAAAGACUCCUUCUUCUUCAUGCCAGUCGCCCCUUUGCUAUUCCUCGGGGGCAUCCCUUUGGUCAGGGUCCCUCAGUCACUGUGACGUCCCUCGCCUUUCAGCUUCCCAAACUCUAGAAGCUCUGAGCAGUCCUGACCUAGAACUGGGCGCUCAGGGCCACAGCUAAUCUCUCCGAAUAGAGAUGCCUCCCCUACAUGAGACCACACGCAAAUGGCCAGGAAAACUGAGUGCCCCACGAGGGAGCGAUGAUGUUAAUGGAGUGGCCACUGUGAGGUUCCGUAGCUGUGCCCUCCCCAGCCUCCCCUCAGUAAUCCUAGAAUCGUAGAGCCAAGAGAGAUGGGCUUACAGGCCAUUCAGUACAAAACACAACUGAUGCAAGCCAGGUAAGCAGAGCCUUGCCAGUGGAGAUCAGAGGUGCCACAGGGUGCCAGAGUCCUGGUGUUUUGUUUCAUUUCCUCCCCUCUUUUUGAUUUAUGACAUUUGCCACCAGUGACUUUAUUUUUUUAAUAUAAUUUUUUAUUUGAUUUUUUUAAAUUAUAAACAUGUAACAGAAAACAAUUCCGAAUCCAAAUAUUGAGAUUACUGUGAAUCUCCUGACUUCUCCCCAUCCCUUCCAUGGGUCCUAGUAAUCAAAUUUACUACUGCAAAUCAGUACUUAUCCAAAUUUUUCAUCCUCCUAAAUUAUCCAUAUUUUCCAUUACUUUACAAAUGUGGUUAAAAUCCUGCUAAUGUUUUAACCUGCUUACAGUGGUCUCAUAAAUAAAUUAUGAACUUUUCCCAUUCUUUCUUAAA